This is a messenger RNA of Cotesia glomerata, 1659 nucleotides long. RefSeq lists its product as uncharacterized. Gene Ontology annotation, cellular component: plasma membrane. Gene Ontology annotation, molecular function: olfactory receptor activity; odorant binding. The transcript has 6 exons. NCBI's taxonomy places the organism in Eukaryota, Metazoa, Arthropoda, Insecta, Hymenoptera, Braconidae. Gene Ontology annotation, biological process: detection of chemical stimulus involved in sensory perception of smell; sensory perception of smell. The coding region runs from base 307 to 1527 and encodes 406 amino acids. The record is from RefSeq and is a predicted model, not a curated record.
AUUAUUAUGUAUAAAUAAAUUUUGAUUAAUUUUGCUAGCAAUGCAUUACUACAUAUGAAUGUAAUUCAUAACAAAACAAAGAAAAGUAAAACCCUUUUCUUACAUCGCAACAUUUAUUUUUAGAAACAGUCUCACCCUCGGCGAGGAAAACUUAUUUAAAAUUAAUGAAUACCAGUCUGGCUAUUCAUUGUCCGUAGGCUCCAGCCUCAAGUUUAUAUUCCCGAUAAUUAUACAUUCUUGAUUCCGAGGAAGACUGGAUAAAGCACAAAGAUAUACAAUAUUCAGCAACGGUAAUUAUACUUUACAAUGACGGAGCUCCCCACGAGCUUUUACGUCAGUUCAGUCUCUGCUAGCAAAGAGCGAACUUCCGGUAUCAAGCCUCAGUUUCUCAGAAUGAAGUUGUCGAUAACCCCCGAAGCAGCCCUGCGGUUUACCAAAAUGAACGUCUACUUGGUCAGUUCCUGGCCGCUGUCUAAAUCAGUAAGCAGAGUGACCAAAAUUUGGUUCAGCAUUCGUUGGUGGACUGCAUUCAUUUCGUUACUGCUGCUGUUUUUGCCCUUAACAAACGGUGUCUUUGUGUUUCGUAAGGAUUCGCUGGUGAUGGUGAAAGCAGCUUGUCAAAGCGGAGCAUCAGGUCAAGCUUUACUGAAAUUGCUGAUCUGCCGAUAUCAGUCUAACCGCCUUCAAUUUCUGCACCAAGAGAUGGAAAUGUUUAUAAAAAACGCUGACUCUCUAGAAAAAAAGUGCCUGCAGAAAUACAUCGAGAAGAGCGGGUUCUUCCACGUCUUUGUGAGCGUCAGCAUGUGGGCAGUCUGUCUGGCGUUCAUAAUUGAGCCUAUCCUUCUGUCUCACCCUUAUCCGACAGACACAGCGUACCCGUUUGUUGUUAAAAGUGAACCAUUGCGAAUCGCGUUGUACUUGCAGCAAGUAAUGGCGCUAUUUUUCAUCGCAGCGGCUCUCACGAUUGACUUCCAGGUCGCUACCUUGCUGUGGUUCACUUGCGUGAAGUUUGAAGUUCUGAGCCACCAUUUUCGAGAGGUCUCCAGCGAACGGGAAUUGGUAUCUUGCAUCAAAAAGCACCAGCAAGUGCUCUGGUACGCUAAAGAAGUUAAAAAUGCAGUUCACUACAUAGCUCUUGCUACGAUAGCGACUACGACAAUUGGAGUCAUUUGUGGAUGCUUGACGUUAAUCAGUAAUCAACCAUUUUCUGUAAAACUGCGCAUCGCUAAUAUUGUUGGAAAUGCUACCUCAGAACUCUUCAUCUACGCGUGGCCUGCUGAUAAUCUUAUUCAAAAAAGCCAGGACAUUGGAUGGAGUGUUUAUAACAGCAAAUGGAUAAACGCUCCAAUUAGUAUGGUGAAAACAACAAUGAACGUUAUUCAUCGGUCACAGGUUCCGGUAAUGAUAUCAAUAAGUGGAGUGAUGCCGAGCCUUUGUUUGCAUUAUUACACAUCAUUUUUGUCUACCACGUUUUCGUAUUUUACAACUUUGAGGGCAGUUUAUUCAGCAGAUGAGACUGAAAAUUGAAGAGGUCAGUAGUAAUGAUAGUUUCUCUAAUAAAAAUGUUUAUUUUGAAAUAUAUUUGUAUAGGAAAAUAGAACAAAGUGAUUUGAAAAGUUUAAUCAGAGUAUCUUAUUAUAUUUUCAAAAGAAUUCCUUG